GCAAGACAGGGGAGGUGUGAAGGUUUCAUAUGUCACGUCCUAUUAGCGAGCUACCUCCAUUCAAGGCUAGCGAUUUCAAACUAGUCCAGAGGGAAUCUUCGGCCAAGAAGAGUGUUGAUACUGCCAUUACUGAGAAAGUCAUUGUUGGCAAAGAAAAGGGGAGAAAGGCUGUCGAAAAGGUUAGUUUUGAUUCCAACGAUAGUAGUAGCAAUGAGUCUAGUGACAAUGAGGCCUCAUCCAAGUGCGAGAAUGGUUUCGAGCGAGGAGGCAAAGAUGAAGGUUUCUAUGGCAACAUAGACAUAAAUAGGGUUGCAUCCGAAGAGUUUGAGUUGGAUGUAGGCGAUGCUGCAAAGAGGUAUGUUUCUAGCAAAAACAAAAUGGAUGUUGACAAGCCAACCAUGAGUGCAGCAAAGAAGGUUGUCAGUUCCAACAAAGCUGGGCAUACUGGCCAACCAUCCUCUAUUCCAACCAAGUCAAGUGAGGCUGUUGAUUUCACUACAAGGCUACUCAAGAACUUAGCAAAGGCGUACCUUAGUAAGGUUGAGUUCGGCAUGGCUAGAGAUGACACAAUUAGGAACUUGGACGAGCCGAUUAAGGAGCAAGCAAAGCACGUUGAAGAGAUUAAAAAGUCCUUGGUUGAAACAAAGGAACUUGUUCUCAAGUUGGAAGAAGGAUUGAUGCUAGCCAAAGCAUACUUGGAAUUGCUCAACCAAGAAAAAGAGCACCUGAGUUCUAACAAUGUGACUGAGCUUCGCUAGACUUGCAUCGAGACUGCAAAGGUUUUUGGAGAUGAGCCUAGUCCUUUCUAGCCAUGAGUAGCUACAUAUCCCAACUUUUCCUCGUCUUUUAUUCUACUUUCUUCGUAGUGUGAUGACUAUUGGCGAUAUCGUCAUGAUGUGACCCUUCUGUUGUGUUUGUCUUGGGUUAAACAUCUUUAUAUCUAGCAAAGUCUGGACUUUGUUGCUUGUCUGCUAGCUUUCAUCAUGAUUUGUGGUUUUCUAUUGUGCUGAAUAUAGCAAUUGGACAAAU
This is a messenger RNA of Rubroshorea leprosula, 1029 nucleotides long. The record is from the annotation of a GenBank genome assembly. Lineage: Eukaryota; Viridiplantae; Streptophyta; Magnoliopsida; Malvales; Dipterocarpaceae.